AGUGUUUUUAGAAAAAACGGACGUGUGACUAGAACGACCCAAAAGGAAUGGCCAGACUCGUAGGAGUCAAAAUGCUCGACUGAUCAUCCCGACGGUGGUGGUGGUAUGCGUGAUUGAAGAUCAUAAUUGUGUAGAUCACGACAUCGUAAUUUGAUUAAACUCAGUUUCCCGCGAGAAAUUUUUGCUCGUCGCCCCGCCCUUGGUGUCUCAGGUCGUCCACUCGUGUAUUGAUUCUUGUUCCGCACGACAUUAUGAUUCGCUUAAUUCGCCUUUUCCGUACUCUAAACUCUUUCGUUUCUCGCCGAUUCUUAACCUUCUCCACCGUAGUCCCUCUCCGUCGGGUUUAUAACACCCCCACUUUCGCGCCUUGUAUCCGAUUAUCAUAUCCACAGUUUGGUAAUGCUGCCUCUCUCGCGACAAAAGUGGGCAGGGACUCGCUGGAAUUGACGACGCCCGCAGGUGAACAAUAUGUGGUCGUUGGUUAUCAGGGUGGUGGUGAGAAUGUAAAUUCGGAGCAGAAGGGAGUGCUUCCCGAGGAGCUUGCUAGAAGGGUAAGGGUCCUCACAUGUGAUUCAACAGCUGAGGGAGCUGAGGGUGGCAAGUGCGAAGUGUACUUGAUCGGCACAAAUCAUGUGUAUGAGAAAUCAUUUAGUGAAGUUCAAACAGUAAUCAGCCACUUGAAACCGCAGGUUGUCUUCUUGGAGUUGUGCUCUGAUAGAGUGUCCGGACUUACCAGACAAAAGUUGGAGGUACCGUCUAUGAUCAAAAUGGUGAAAAUUUUGUGGAAGGAAAAAUGUGCAUGGUUUAGUAUACUUCUCAGCAGGUUUUAUGUCGAGUCUGGUAAGAAGCUCGGGGUUUAUCCUGGUUCAGAGUUCCGUAUAGCAUUUGAAGAAGCAAGGAAGUAUGGUGGCAAAGUGAUACUUGGCGAUCGCCCUUUUCAGAUUACAUUACGUAGGGCUUUCACGAGAAUGAAGCUCAGGCAUAAAGCAAUUUUACAUCUCGUCCUUCUUCUUGGAGGAUUCUUUUUACGGAUUUUCAGUCGUGAGGAUCUUAUGAAAGAGAUAGCGGAAAUGCAUGAUGAAUAUGAUCAUGCUGAUGAGAUCACGCUCCCCCAUUUUAUGGAAUUGUUUAGUAAAGCCCUUAUAGAUGAGCGAGAUCAGUACAUGGCAUUCACACUGUGGAGAGUGGCAAGAAAGCAUAGAUCAGUUGUUGCCGUUGUUGGAAUGGGGCAUCUCCAAGGAAUUAAGUCGCACUGGAAGAAGCAUGUUGAGAUGAAUGAUCUUCUUGAGAUUCCUUCUCCCUGUUAUGUGUGUGCCAUUAUUCCUGUUAUAAGGGUUCUUGCUCGAGUGGCCAUUAUAUAUGGCAUCUAUCGCCUUUAUAAACGCAGGAAAAACCCAAGUAGUCUCCAAGAGAAUGAUUUUGUUGACGACGUACCACUGUAAUGAGUGCAAUAUCAUUUUAUCCUAUAACUCAAAACUCUUGUGAAAUUUGAAAUUCAGUGAAAAUAGCCAGGUGGGGAUCCAUGUAGUGGUCAAGCAUUGGAUGCUUUCGUAGUUCCACGAACCUAAAUUCAUUAUUUAGUUGUAAUUUUUAAUUCCUUAAUUCACCUUUUAGGUGGUGGAUUGUUCAAUCCUUUUGUAUUCCCAUUAUUUAAAUAAUCAGGUACAAUGUAAAUUGUCAAGUUGGCAUUGGGCUUUUGACGAGGAAUCAUUGCAUUGUUUAUAGUAGGAA
Molecule: messenger RNA, 1731 nt
Organism: Tripterygium wilfordii
Lineage: Eukaryota; Viridiplantae; Streptophyta; Magnoliopsida; Celastrales; Celastraceae
Product: traB domain-containing protein-like
Exons: 9
Coding region: 252-1442 (396 amino acids)
Source: RefSeq, a predicted model, not a curated record